AUGGAUCCUCCAUGGAGGCAAGAGGUAGAUCGGUUCUGUUACCAAUGCCUUCAGCUAGAGUCCAUUCUUGACUAUCCCCAAGACAAGUUCCUCCGUUUGGAAGAUGUUCAGGAUGACAUCUACAAGCGUAUCUUUUGUGAUGAGACGGGUAGUGUCGGGCCCCCAGACAGAUAUCGCAUCAAAAUUUUGAAGGAACUUGUGUUCCGAAUAGAGUCUGCCAUAGACGACUGGGAUAGAUAUGUAAGUUUUCUCCUCGUAGUUUUACAUCCAUUCUCAAGCUACCAAGCCAUAAUCAUGGUCAUUCUGACCAAAGGCCCAAAGGCGGUAUCAGAUGAUAUCAUGAACACACUAUCGGCACUUCUGGCCACUCCCAUGCCACCAGAUGCUGUAUCGGCGCAAAAGAAGUGCUAUGUAACAUAUCACCUGUCCUUGCUUGAGCGUGAGACGCAGUCAAAGGCGGCCGCUCCACAUCCGAGCAUCACACUCCUCGAGAAUCGAAACCUAAUUGCCGCGGGCGGUACUACGGGCCACAGGACCUGGGAGGCGGCAUUACAAUUGGGACAAUACCUGUGCCAAAAUCCGUCACUUGUCGCAGGAAAACGCGUGCUGGAGUUGGGUGCUGGUACCGGAUACCCGUCUAUACUCUGUGUGAAGCAUUUGCAAGCAGCACACGCAAUUGCUUCGGAUGGAUCCGACGACGUCAUUAAUAACCUGCCGGAUAAUUUGUUCCUCAACAGCCUCCAGGACUCGUCAAAAAUCACCCUGAUGGACAUCAAAUGGGGACACGCACUGGUUGGCACAGAGGAUGAGAAAUGGAAUGGUGGCCGGCCAGUCGAUGUCGUACUGGGUGCUGACAUCACGUAUGAUGAUCGUGUUAUGCCGGCUUUGGUCGCGACUCUUUUAGACCUCUUUAGGAUGUAUCCAAGUGUUCAAGUAUACAUAUCGGCAACCGAACGAAAUGCAGAGACAUACCAGGCGUUUCUGAAGGUGUGCAGACAGCGAGACCUGGCUGUGGAGGAUCUGCACGUUGAUGUGCCUCCUCGAUCGCAGCAGAAUGGCCCGUUCUUCGAUGACCAGCUGGCGAUGCACUUGUGCAGGGUGGCUAGAAUUGAUGGGACGGUGGGAAGAUGA
Metarhizium brunneum ARSEF 3297 is the source of this 1131-nucleotide messenger RNA. It is a transcript of the gene EFM3, whose product is annotated as Protein-lysine N-methyltransferase EFM3. Lineage: Eukaryota; Fungi; Ascomycota; Sordariomycetes; Hypocreales; Clavicipitaceae. The record is from RefSeq and is a predicted model, not a curated record.